Molecule: messenger RNA, 4523 nt
Organism: Pantherophis guttatus
Lineage: Eukaryota; Metazoa; Chordata; Lepidosauria; Squamata; Colubridae
Gene: IL6R
Product: interleukin 6 receptor
Biological process (GO): cytokine-mediated signaling pathway
Cellular component (GO): external side of plasma membrane; membrane
Molecular function (GO): protein binding; cytokine receptor activity
Source: RefSeq, a predicted model, not a curated record
CGAGGCAGCUGGCAGGAGUCCUGGGCCCGCGGGGGCAUCGCCUUGGCAUCAUGUGGCUGGCUGGUGCCACCCUGAUCGCCCACAUCCUGGCGGCCGCGGCCGGAUUCGCGUCCUCCACGUUGCCUUGCGAGCAGCCAGCUCCGCCCGCUGGUGCCAUCGUCGUCCUGCCAGGUUCCAACGUAACCCUAACCUGCCCGGAAGGGGAGCCGGCCAACCAGACUCAGCUGCAUUGGACGUUUGAGAAACAGCCCGUCUCUUCCGCCAACCCUGCGGUGUGGGACACCUCGGGGGCCGGCCUUUUUCUUCCCUUCGUCCAUCCCAAUCAGUCGGGGUCUUACAGCUGCUCCGAGGACAGCCGAGUCCUUUGCACCCACCGUUUGAUUGUCGAAGAGCCCCCCAAGACCCCAGAUUUUACCUGUUUCCGCAGGAGUUUAGUCAAGGAUAUUCUCUGCGAGUGGAGAACGUUUUCUCCGGUGUCGCCGCGCACCAAAGCUUCCCUCUGGAUGCAAAGGUUCACGGGGGAAAACUACACGGAGCAACAAUGCCGCUAUUACAGCCGGUCCCGGAAAUUCUUCUGCCGCGUUCAAGGGCUGAACAACGAGGAAGAUGGACUGCUGCUGGUGUCUGUCUGCGUGGCCAACCUCGCAGGGAGGGUGCGGAGCCAGAAAUCCUUCCACACCGAUAUUUUGCUCAAGCCAGACCCCCCAGCCAACGUGCAGGUCCACCCCGUGGAGAAAGAACCCCACAAACUCCACGUCACCUGGAGGAACCCCAACUCCUGGGGCUCCAAGUAUUACCACCUCCAGUUCCAGCUGCGCUACCGGCUGAAAGAUUCCAAAACUUUCUCCGAGGUCCAUCUCAACUACGGGGUCACCUCCUACACCAUUGUGGACGCCAUAAAAAAUUCACCCCAUAUCAUUCAGGUCCGGGGAAGGGAAGAAUUUGACCACGGAAACUGGAGCGAGUGGAGCCGGGAAAACGUCGCCAUCCCGUGGUCAGAAUCUCAAGAUUUCAAGAUGGAAACAACCCAUUACGCUUCAGAGGACUCAUCGGAUCUGAAUUUCUCCGGCACCUUCACCCCGACCAUCUCCGUCUUCUCCAGCCACACCGAGAAGCCCCUCGUGGUGGAAGAGGCUGUCGGAGUGCCGCUACACGUCUUCCUCGUCAUGGCGGUCACCAUCACGCUGGGACUGGCCUUGGUGGUCGGCGUCCUCACCCGGUACCGCAAGAAAUGGGGCUUCUUGCCCUUUGGCGACAUGAAACCCAACCCCGUGCCGGCCUCCUACGCGCUGACCCCGAUGUCUCCGGAGCCCCCCAUGAGCUCCUCUCCCCUCCUCUCCCCUCCCACCUCUCCCUUCAGCGAGAGCUCCGUCGACAGCCCAAGGACCCCAGACCAGGGUCCCUACCACGUCUGCAAUGCGGACUACUUCUUGCUGCCCAAGUGAGAGAGGGGGGGGGGCCUGCGUCGAGAAGACCCUGGGGGGGCCACCACGCACCCCAUGGUCGGCCUGAAGACAGGGGUGGCCCACAGCACCCCAAAACCUGCCUUUGGGGGCAGCCUUGCAGUCAUUUGCCAAGGAUUUCCCCUCCCCCCCCAAGAACUUAGGCGGGUUCUAGAUAUCUCAAAGACGUUCCUUCUUUCUGGAGCCACGGACGAGUGGCUUCGAAGACGGAGAACGUGGUCGACGGUGGACGUCGCUCCAACGACGACAAAUUUCAUCCCGGCUGCCAACGACGGGAAAGACGCUGUGGAUGAUGGUUUGCAGGCCACGGGAGGCCUUCCCAACAAUGCCUUGCAAAGAACGGAACAUCUAAAGAAGGUUUUUGAUAGAUGGGAAAUCUCUUUCAAUCUGAUUUUCAGAUCCGGUCAGUUUCACUGCUUUUUUUUUCUCCCUACCUGGUCAGAUUUUUUUUUUUCUUCCCAGGUCUCUUCACUUACUUUGUCAAUUUCCACCUGCUGUUCCCCCAAAACUUCCAUUUCUGCAUCAAUUUGCAUCAAAAAUACCUGCUUUUUAAAAAAUAUAUAUAUAUUUUCCCUAAAAUCAUUUUUUUUAAAGCAGUUAUCCAACUGGACACAUUCACUCAUCCUACCUCAAGUCUGGGAACUUUAUAGCUUUCCUACCCGAAAAACAGGAGUUUUAAGUUUUCCUUUUUGCCUUAAAAUACACAUUUUGGACUGAUUUUUUUCCCCCCUCCUCCAGGGAUACGGAAAUACAUCCUUCAGCUUAUUUUCUAAUGAUCCAAAAGUCAUUUCAGGCCUGUUUUCAAUACCAUUUUUCAGCAGGGAAAGGAAGAAAAAGAAAGAGAGAAAAAUAAAAAAAGACUUUUGCAAAAAGAUGAAGAUUUCAACCCAAACACAACUGAUGUGAAUCAGCAGAAGUGGUUAAAUCUGCUAAUUGACUUUACCGGAGAAAUUUUUAUUUUUUUAUUUUAUUUCCCCCCCCCCUUUAACUUAAACUUUUGGGGUUUGGAAGAGGACAAUUUUUGUCCUCUUUUUUUCAAUUUUGAAAAUUAAUUUUUUAAAAUUAAUCUUUUUUUUCAAUUUUGGAAGAGUUUGAUCGGCAGGGGAGAUCGCCUAAAAAAAUAUUCGAUCAUUCGGGACGCCCACGGAGCAGAAGUUGCCUUCGGAAGUUGCGGGAGCUUCAUCCCUGGAGGCUUCCGAGAAGAGACUGGACUGCCAUUGGUCAGAAACGGCAGAUGCUUGGGCUCCAGGGGGGUCAGACUAGAUGACCUCCAAGAGCCCUUCCAACUCUGUGAUUCUGUUGUUUUUAUUAUUCUGUUUCCGGUGCCGACGGAGUUUUCACGGAGUUAUGAAUUCGGGGUGCCUUUUUCUGCCCGGCAAGGAAACAUGGCGGUGCAUGGAUUUUGGGGGGGGGCUGUCUCCCACCCCCCUUUAUUGCAAGCUGUCUCCCACCCACCCCCCCUUUAUUGCAAGCAAGAGACUUGGGGGGGGUUACGGACCCCUUCAAACAGCUUUGGGUUACAAGGCCAAGUUGUUCUCAAGAGAACCAGCUCAGCUUCCUUAUUACAACACUUUUUAUUUUUAUUUUUUUUAAUUUUGGGGGGCAGUUGCUGGGUGCGGUUUUUUUGGCUGCUGCUGUUGGUUCUGCAAAAAAGUUGUUGUGUGUGUGUGUGUUUGUGUGUUUGUGUGUCUGUGCGAUGUUCUUUCCUUUGUGUUGUUUUUCAAAGGUCAGAGCGUGGGCAUUAUUUGGCAAUUCUGCUUUAUUAUUAUUAUUAUUUUUUUUUCCCUUUUGUUUUAACUUUGAGGGCCAGUUAUAAAUUCGGACUUUGGGGACUCCGAGGGGACGAAAACCUCCCAGAAAAUGCAGGCUAGUCCUCGACUUACGACCCCCAACGGAGCUACAAAUGUCUGUCGCUAAGCGAGACGUUUGUUAAGGGAGGGCUGCCCCGUUUUACGUUUUAUCUUUCCGGACACAGGUUGCUAAGCGAAUCACUACAGUUGGGGAAGUUAGGAAAGCGGUCGUUAAGCGUGAAUCCGGCUUCCCUCCCAUUGACUUGGCUUGUCUGACGGUCGCAAAAGGGGAUCACGUCAUAAAUAUGAGUCAGUCGCCGACUGUCUGGAUUUGGAUCAGGUGUCCCUGGGGAUGCUACAACGGUCGUGAAGUGUGAAAAACGGUCCUAAGUCCCCUUUUUGAGGUCGUUAAGUGUGAAAAACGAUCCUAAGUCCCCUUUUUGAGGUCGUUAAGUGUGAAAAACGAUCCUAAGUCCCCUUUUUGAGAUCGUUAAGUGUGAAAAACGAUCCUAAGUCCCCUUUUUGAGAUCGUUAAGUGUGAAAAAUAAUCCUAAAUCCCCUUUUGAGGUCGUUAAGUGUGAAAAACGAUCCUAAGUCCCCUUUUUGAGGUCGUUAAGUGUGAAAAACGGUCCUAAGUCCCCUUUUUGAGGUCGUUAAGUGUGAAAAACGGUCCCAAGUCCCCUUUUUGAGGUCGUUAAGUGUGAAAAACGAUCCUAAAUCCCCUUUUUGAGGUCGUUAAGUGUGAAAAACGAUCCUAAGUCCCCUUUUGAGGUCGUUAAGUGUGAAAAAUAAUCCUAAGUCCCCUUUUUGAGGUCGUUAAGUGUGAAAAAUGAUCCUAAGUCCCCUUUUUGAGGUCGUUAAGUGUGAAAAAUGGUCCUAAGUCCCCUUUUUGAGGUCGUUAAGUGUGAAAAACAGCCCUAAGUCCCCUUUUUGAGGGCGUUAAGUGUGAAAAACGAUCCUAAGUCCCCUUUUUUCAGUGCCAUUGUAAGUUGGAAUGGUCACUAAACAAACCGUUGUAAGUCGAGGACUACUUAUACAGGAGAUGAAUGGGAGGAUCCAGAAACUGAGACAAUUCAAUCCGAUCAGUUUUUCCCUUUGUGGGAAAGAGAGAGAAGGAAGUGGCCAAAGGAAGGAUUUGAAACGGCUGAAUUUGCAGAAUUUGCAAACGGGGUUCUUACUGCAACGUCAACCUAAAAACGUUGUUAAAGUUUGGAGUUAAAAAACGUUCAGCUGCAUUUUUUUUCCGAGCGAAUAAAUGCAUAAGGUGCUA